AUGGGAGAUACUAAUGAAAGGUCGUGCCUUCCUAUUUUUGCCAGGAUCAUUGCGACACUCAUAUUCGUCGUCAUGUUCUCUCUCACGUUUAGAGGGGCUCUGCCCAUAUUGCUUGGCAAUAAUCAAACCAGCCAUAUAUUCGACAAGACCACUCAACUUAACGAUGGAAAUGUCCCAAUAGCCGGAAACACUGACCCUCCUGUGCCGAUCGAGAGCACACCAACCAACUCAUUCGAUACUAGAUUUGUUACCAGGUUAGAGAUCGAACAUCAGUUGACACCUGACGAUACCAGCAUGGACGAUGAAGAAUUCGCACCUGUGACGACCAGCAUUACUGUUGACAGACCGAUUGUAGAAGCUAACAGUUCUACCCUAACAACUCCAAUGACGUCUUUGGACAUAGAACCUGAAUUGUCCCUUUCGACAGUACAUUUUGGACCUUUCAGUCCCAAAUUGGAAGAUAUUCCUUUACUCGGCGAGUUUAUCUUAAUAAAAGACCUAGGUGUUUUUCUACCUGAAGACCGAUCUGGGUACACCAUUCCAAAUCUCGAAGAUGUUGCUCUUCUCCCCAUGGACAGUAAAACUGCAGUGGCCACUUCGAUAGAGCCCCAACUAAACGAAAAUAAGAACAAUGAAUUCGUUGUUACAGCUGAUGAAUCUGCUCUUUCCACUCUGGUUAUUGAAGUUGUUUUGCUACACGACAAUCAAGGAGUCACAUUUCAAAUGAAACAAACAUCUGCUGAAACUCCUACUACAACAACACUUGCUUUACCUAGUUUCGAAGUUGAAGCGGAUGAAGUAACUCCAGAAAUAAGUCCGACUCUUGAGCGGUACGAAGAUGUGUCAAACGACUUAAUUCUGCAGACAACCGUUCCGGUCAGUGCUGAUGAAAUUCUUAAUACUGCAGUUUUACCUUCAUCGAGGGCGACGGCAGUUAUAACGAGACCAGCUCCGUUUCCCGAUUUUGUAUUUUCACCGAAAAAUCGCCCUCUUCGACCGGUAAUCACGGCAGAGAAAGUAUCGGCCCAACAUAGUUACGAUUUCUUCACGGAGCGCGUCAGUUACGCAAAAAGCGUUGAAAUUUGUCGUCAGAUCGGCCAAGGAUCGCGUUUACUUUCGAUCCAAGCAGCGCAUGAAGAACGCAUCGUAGAUGCUUACGUGAAAUCCCAUCAGAAAGAAAUAUUUGGAUAUGCCGAUGAAUAUUCGCGAUACGUUUGGACGGGUGGUUAUUUUGAUUUGGAAUCCCACCUACCAUACGAAUUGCGCUGGGUCGAUCAUCCGACACCAACGGAAGCCUCCUCUUUCUGGAACUUUUGUCCAGAAUCGAAAGAUGUCCAGUUGGUGAUCGACCAGGCUUUAUCCUUAUUGAAAGCCCAAACAUCCGGAGCGUCCAAUCUGAAUCCCUGCGACCGGCGCUGGGCUCACGUCAUUCUGGAUUUUACUGGCCACCGUAUCGGUCGCAGUUGCUGGCAAAUACUCGACAGAGACAUCCUGUCAGCUGACGGCUGGAAGCUACCUUUUAUCUGUAAGAGAUAAAAAAAAAAGUCCGUUUUUUUCAGCUAUGUUUACUGCUUGAAAUUACAGCAAACAACACAAUAACUGUUUGAAUUGAAUAAAACAAUUGGAGAAAACAA
Molecule: messenger RNA, 1634 nt
Organism: Daphnia magna
Lineage: Eukaryota; Metazoa; Arthropoda; Branchiopoda; Diplostraca; Daphniidae
Exons: 1
Coding region: 1-1536 (511 amino acids)
Source: RefSeq, a predicted model, not a curated record